CAGCUGGCACCGCCUCGCAUCCCCGACCGUUCGUCUCCCCCGGGUAUAAAUAUACAAGUCUCGCAACCCCCCUUUCUCUCCGAUUAAAUCGAUCUGCAACAGCGGCACAGAAAGAGCGAAGCAACAGGAUCUGGAAACAAAAAGAAUCGACAUAAGGGAGCUUCUCAAAAAGAACAGCAGAGAUAAGGAUCGGAAAUGCAAGCGAAGAUUACACCAAUUUCAGAGAUUCGUGCAACAAAAGAUGCAAUUACUAUCCAUGUGAGGAUCUCAAGGAUCUGGGAGCAUAGAGGUAAUAGUGAACAGAACGCCAUCAAGCAUCUUGACAUGGUUCUGAUCGAUCAGAAGGGACAUGCAAUCUACUCGGAAAUACCACCACAGUUGAUAAAUAAGUUUAAGCCAUAUCUAGAAGAAGGGAACAUUGUUUAUAUAAGCAAGCUAGGUGUGGAAAAGGCUAAACCGGGCUAUAGAGUCGUAGAUGGGCCCUACAAGUUAAAAUUUGGAAUCAGAACAGAGAUGAUACAUGCGGAUACUGAUGAUACAACAUUUCCAAAGUAUGUAUUCUCCUUAACUUCAAUUGAAGACCUAUCACAAUAUGUGGGAAGAACUGAUCGUUUCCUACAUGUUAUUGGAAAAAUUAUAGCAGUAUCAAAUGCAGCAGUCGUGCGCAAUGCUUCUGGUGAUGUUACAAUGCGUAGAGUGAUAAAACUUGAAGACCAUAAGGGAAACGCAAUGGAUCUAUCGCUCCAAGGACAAAGAGCUCUUGAGUUUGAUGGUGAGGCAGUCCUACAAGUUGGCCAGAGCAACCACAUUAUUGCAAUAUUUGUAGGUACCUUGAUGAAAACAUACAAAGAGAACUUCAAGUUUCUUAGUGGAACUUCAGCCUGUCGUUGGUAUAUUAAUCAAAAUGAUAUUUUUGCUAUCAAGAAUUCCAAAGAACGCUGCCACCUCACGUCACGCCCAUUCAGCAACUUCACUUACAAAGUGAGGACUACAUGCAGCACAACUUUGAGCAAAAAAACAUUGUUCCAGCUUAGAGAAAUAGAUCCUUUCACCCAAAGGACUGAAAGAUACCAAUGCACAGCUACACUAAUUUCCAUAUCGGAUAAUCAGCACUGGUGUUAUCAAGCUUGCAAAGUUUGUUACUCGAAAAUGAUUCCGGGCACAGAUGGAUAUCAGUGCACAAAAGUUAGUGGUUGCCCAUGCACACAAUUUGAUUGGAAGUACAAAGUUUCAUUUGUCGGAGCUGAUGAUACUCACAGCUUAGAGUUCAUGUUUUUUGAAAAGAAAGGAGCAGAACUCAUAGGCAAAUCAGCUGAAACUCUACGAAAACAGUACGAACCAAGCACCAUUCCACCAGAGAUAUCACAAUGGAUAGGACACAAAUUCACAUUCAUAGUGAAAGUGCUAUCCAAGAAAAGUGCCCACAGCAUUGAUCCUUCUUUCGAGGUACUCUUGAUUAAAGAAAGGCAUGGUAAACAAGCAACACUACCAACUAUUAGGUACAAGACCUCAAUAAGGCAACACUGACACAACCGAGCAUAAUGAUUUACCACCGCUGAUAACAAUACCAUCCAAAAGAAAAAGUACUGAGGCUUCAUCAUCACAAGUCACACAGUACGCAGACAUAAAGGACAUGGACAUAGAUCGACAAUCUUUUGCUUGGGAUCAGACUGAGAGCCAUAACAACACUGAUGACGAGGAAGACGAUGAGAACAAAACAAAGAAGCUGAAGCGUCAUGAAUAAGACAAGCGCAAGAGGUUCUUGGGGAAGCAUUUUGGUCAGCAAAGACACUGGUUCUGGGAGCAAUAUUUUGGAGUGCAAAGCCACGUGGGAGCUAGCUAUAAUUUAGACUACCAAUCUAAUAACUACAAGCACCAUUCUGGUAGCCUCAUAGUUAUAGACUCUCAAAAUGGAUGUCUUUUGCAUAGCGGGAUCUCAACUGAAAACCUUACUGUACUCCCUGCUAAAGGCUGUUGCUGUCAUCUGCCAUUGUCUGCUGCUAACUGUUGGCAAAGGCAACCACAAGAAUAGUGUAGCGACUGUGUACUUUAUAAUUCUCAGUAUUUUGUCUUUGCCAUAACAUUUGAAUUAGUACUCCAUGCUUAUUUAACA
Molecule: messenger RNA, 2113 nt
Organism: Panicum virgatum (switchgrass)
Lineage: Eukaryota; Viridiplantae; Streptophyta; Magnoliopsida; Poales; Poaceae
Product: probable replication factor A 73 kDa subunit
Exons: 14
Coding region: 196-1527 (443 amino acids)
Biological process (GO): DNA replication; DNA repair; DNA recombination
Cellular component (GO): nucleus
Molecular function (GO): DNA binding
Source: RefSeq, a predicted model, not a curated record